AUGGCGAAGGUUAGUUCUCGAACUGGAAUGACGGGCAGAAGAUGUAAUCUUUUUGUUUCCAGUUGUCCACAACUUGUUGCCUGCGUGUCAACGGCGGCCGGGGGACUAGGACUUUCACGCCUCGGACUCCCCUCGGACAAAAUGACAUUUUUGUAUUCCGUAAUUCUGGUGUGGUUUAUCCGUUGUCGGUGCUCAUUCUCGUUAUUUUCAGCUGCGAAACCACUGAAAUUCUCCCAAAAAAGCGAUGCAACUCAUGUUUAAUGUAAUUUCCUUCAAGAUAAUCACGUUUUCAGUGAUUUAUCAGAACUUCGGAGCCGACAAGAGAUCUUCAACGUACACUAUGAAAAAUGAUUUAAACUGCACAUGAGAUAAUUAAAAUUCUUUCGGAAAGUGGUAUAUUUUCAGAUUGACGGCAUUCCUGGUCAUGCACUUACGAUCACUGUUGUGUACAGGAAGAAUUCCAAUGAAAUAUCGCCGAGAUGUGCCUAAGAAUGUGGAGCACGUGCAUUUCAGGACUGUCAAGACCUACUGACAUGUCUGUCACACUCGUCCAAGGAAUCGUUGACCCGAAAAAACACUUUCAGCUGUUCGAUAACACUGUCGACGUCUUCUCCUCCGUGCCCGAGAAUUCCUCAUACACCUACACACUGGUUGUGAUGAUAUGAGUGCAAAACUGUAAAUUUGUCUCAUCUUUAUGCCGUUCCCUUCCGUAUCCUGCCGCUGGCAGUCGGCUUGCCUAGAGUUUCAAUGGACAGCACUGUGUCAAAGAUGCUAUUGCCGGUGUUUUGUGAAAUACACCCAUACCUUCAUAGCGGUAGAACUCCUGUGAACUUUGAAAUCAAUUACUUCGUUCAAUGAAAUCGCUUCAAAGAAUAGCAGAGUUCUCUAUCGAUAUUGAAUGCUAUUUCGUUGAGGAAGCACCGCCCCUCAUGAGAAACUUGUAUAAAUACCGUCUGAUGACUCAUUUCAGUCAGUUCUUCUGUUUUCUCCGGUCGAAAUAUCUUGUGAUUUUCAGAAAGAACUUGGAGCCGACAUUCAAAAAGAACGAAAUGAAUGCCUGGACCCUGGUGGUUCUGAUGCCAUUUAUGGUGUCCGCCAACAGACUUUUGGAGAUUUCUCAUGGCUUCGAAGUCAGUACGGAAGUCACUCUCCGUAUCGACAUUUCCGAACUGAUCCUCAAUGGUGAGACUGAUUAUUUAAAUUGUAGUUUAUAGAAAUGAAGCUAUUCCAGCGGAAACAGAUAAAUUUGCCAUCGAUAUGCUCAUUGGUGCAAAGGCUCCUAUCAACUUCCAACUCUUCGUCAGUGAACGCGCCGUCUUCGGGAAUAUAAAGCCGAUCACUGACCAAAAUCUCAUCUUCCAAGACGGAUGGCUCGAUUUUCUCUUAAUGAACAAUGGAUUCGGAACUCCAGACAAAACUAUGUGAGUCAUUAUUUCAUCAUCAAUCAAUAGUAGUUUCAGGAAUGGUUUCCUUGGGCCGUAUUUCGUUUUUUUCGAAAGGUUCAUCAAAACAAGACAUGUUUGCAGCAUUGAAAUCGCCAUCACGGCCACUGAGUACACUGUUGGACAGAUAAUUGUUAACUUGAUCGCAGAAGUGGUUCUUGAAGAACUCGCCCCCGUCAAAAGGCUGAUCGACGAGAAUGUUGUUCACCUCAACCACUACCCGCAGGAGGAGUUCAUGACUACCUACAGCUACCAGGUCCCGUUGACCAAGCAGAUGGAAUCGGGUGAGUUCUGACUAGGCAUACUCUCAGAACAGAAGUAGAAAAUAACUACAUAAAAGACCCUCGAAUCAGACGGAACUGAUUGAAAGACAAUCAUUUUCAGGCCUGGAAGUCAGGAUGGAAAGGAAACGUUCUGAUAAUGCUACGAUUUUCUUCGCCAAGUGUAACCUGCAGACGGUGGACUUCUUGACCUCUUCCACCGACCCGAAACUUGUCGUCAAGAUGAGCGCCUUCAUUCGUCUUCUUGGAUAUCUCAACUGCCCCACCGACAAGACCAAAUCGUGAGUUUUGUAAAGGCUUCUUGAAGAAUGCCGAUGGAACAUCUUUGCGAGUACUGUGCUCGUCUCGCACUAACCUUCCUUAGCUUCUUCUUUUUCAACCGUAAUUCUGCGUUUACAGCUUCAACAUCGUCAUCGUCACAGACACCGGAAUCCCAACCGUCGGGCUCCCGGCCAUCGCCAAGGACAACCUUUUAAUCACCAUUUUCAAAAUCUUCUUGGAGAUCAUUGUCUACUUUGAUAUUUUCUAUACAUUGAUUUACGUGAUCGAUGACAUUUUUAAUCACAUGGAUUAG
Messenger RNA from Caenorhabditis sp. 36 PRJEB53466, 2297 nucleotides. The record is from the annotation of a GenBank genome assembly. Lineage: Eukaryota; Metazoa; Nematoda; Chromadorea; Rhabditida; Rhabditidae.